ACAUCCCAAAACCCUAACCAAACUCUGUUCUCCAAACUCCAUACAAAACCAAAAAUGGCGACUCAAUUCGCUCGUUAUCUUCACACAAUUUCAUCAUCACCAUCAUCAUCAUCAAAGUCAACCAUAUUAACAUACUUAACACAAUCAUUAGGCUUUCGAAAAUCAAGAGCCACUGUUUUCUUCAACAAAUUCUCAUCAACAGAAACCAACCCACAAUCUGUAAUCACAUUCUUGAAAUCACUUGGAUUCUCUAAAUCCGAUAUCCAAACAUGGGUUACUCAAUCACCCCAAAUCUUGUUUUCAGAUGUUGAAAAAACACUUAAACCAAAUAUCCAGUUUUUUCAAGAUUUGGGUCUUCAAGAUUCUGACUUGGGUAAGUUUAUUUCCAAACACCCGAUUUAUUUAUCGAAUAGAUUUGAAGAAAGAUUGAUGCCAUGUCUUGAUGUUUUAAAACGAUUGGUUCUUGAUAAUGAAAAUAUGAUUAGGACAUUGAAAAGGUGUAAUUGGGUGGAUGUGAAAGACCCUGUUAACCGGAUUUCUCAUAACAUUAAGUUUUUAGAACAAUGUGGGAUUGUUGGGUCACAACUUGUUACCGUUAUAAGUAGGCAGCCUAGGUUGUUGGUUAGAGGUGAAAAUGAGCUUAAAGAGCUCGUGUCGAAAGUUUUGGAUAUGGGUUUUGAGAAGGAUUCAAGAAUGUUGGUACAUGCUCUGUAUACUGUUAGUUGUUUAAGUGACGAGACUUUUGAGAGAAAGUUUGAACUGUUUCGGUCGUUUGGGUUUACUAAAGAAGAGUUUUUUGGUAUGUUUAAGAAGGCACCUGCUCUGCUUAGGGUGUCGGAAUCAAAGUUAAAGCUUGGAUUUGAUUUCUAUUUUAACACGGUUAAGUUUGAUAAGCAGGUGUUGGUUCGACGUCCUUCGUGUUUAAUGCUUAGUUUGGAGGAAAGAGUGAUUCCUCGCUUCAAAGUUAUAGAUAUUAUGAUGUCGAAAAAGAUUUUGACGAAAAUGCCAAAGUUUCAAAAUGUGAUGUGGUUAACCGAAGAGGAGUUCUUGGAAAAGUACAUAUCUAAGAAUACAGAUUAUGCUGAGGAAUUGCUAUUGGCAUACAAAUGUGGAGAUUUGAUUGAUCAGAAAUAAUAAUAAUACAAAGUUUUAUAUUGUUUUUUGUGAUUUUAGAUAGUCCAAUUUUGGAAUGCAGAUUCCCCGAAAUAUCACUUGGAGAUCAUGUUGUGUCUACGAGUGCAAAUAUAUUUCUUGGCUUAGUUGGA
Messenger RNA from Erigeron canadensis, 1265 nucleotides. RefSeq names its product transcription termination factor MTERF5, chloroplastic. Gene Ontology annotation, biological process: chloroplast organization; regulation of DNA-templated transcription. Gene Ontology annotation, molecular function: double-stranded DNA binding. The transcript has a single exon. Bases 55 to 1134 code for a protein of 359 amino acids. The record is from RefSeq and is a predicted model, not a curated record. NCBI's taxonomy places the organism in Eukaryota, Viridiplantae, Streptophyta, Magnoliopsida, Asterales, Asteraceae. Gene Ontology annotation, cellular component: chloroplast.